Ananas comosus (pineapple) is the source of this 1311-nucleotide messenger RNA. RefSeq names its product protein POOR HOMOLOGOUS SYNAPSIS 1-like. The coding region runs from base 89 to 952 and encodes 287 amino acids. The record is from RefSeq and is a predicted model, not a curated record. The transcript is spliced from 8 exons. Lineage: Eukaryota; Viridiplantae; Streptophyta; Magnoliopsida; Poales; Bromeliaceae.
CUCACACACUCGCAUCUCUCUCUCUCUCUCUCUCUCUCUCUCUCCUCGUGCUUCGGAGAGUGGGAGAAUUAAAACCCACGGCGAAGCCAUGGCCCGAGCAUCGGCGGCUACGCAUGCUCGCUCCGGCGCGGCGGCGGCGGCGCACUGGGAGGUGGAGUACGCGCGCUUCUUCAACUUCCCUCGCCGGAGCCCCUCCUCCUCCGCCGCCGCCGCUCUACUCCGACCGCUGAGGAAGAAGAAGCUCCGAUCGGGGGGCACGUGGAUCGCCGCCGCCUCCGCCGCCUCGCUCCGCCUCGUCGCGCGCCGACCCGCCUCCGUCGCCGUCCUCUCCGUCUCCAUCGGCGACGACGUCAUCGAAGAGCACUUUGUGUCGAAUCUCCACUUCUCGUGGCCGCAGGUGUCGCGCGACACCCAAUGCCCGAUCAGAGGGAGCAGAGUGGUGUUGCUCAGCUACAGGGAUAGCUCAAACGAGAUUCAGAAGUUUGCCAUGCGGUUUCUCACAGGUUCUAGUGCAGAAACUUUCGUAAAUUGUGUGAAGGAGUGCUCGAGGGAUACAAUGGACAUAUUACUUCCUGGAAGUGAUUUUGUUGGUGAUGAUUCAUCGGCAUCUGAAUAUAAUGCUUCAAGCAGGCUUCAUUAUGGGUACAAUGAGAUGUCAAAUAGUGGAGAAGCUGUUGGAAUAAAUGAGGAACAAGAGGACUUGUCCUGUCAACCUCUCCUUGCUAACAAUAUAGAGACCAUUUUCUCGAACUUUCCUUGCAGCUUCACUGAGCAACCGAACAGUUGCGCGAAUGACAAUGGAAAAGGUGCUGAAGGACAACUAAAAUUGACGGAGGAAGCUGAUCUGAAGUCUUUGGUAGAGAAAUACUCGGCUGAUGCUUCUUUUUAUGAUAUGUUACUCAAGCUCGACAAAGUUAUCGAUCAUUUGGGUGGAGACUUGGCACUCAGCUAAGCUGUUCUCUUUCCUGCUUGAAAGACCUGAUGCUACGUUUGUAUUUCUUUGCUUUCGCCGUCUUUCUCUUCUUUUUUUUUGUCUUUUUUUAACUUGCGAACUUACGAUAUUAGCAACAGUAACAGCUAGUUGAUCACAAAGGGCAAUGUACAGUUCCCUUGUCUACAGAAACCACAAGUAUAUGACAAUACUCAAAAGAGAAACAAGAGAAACAUAUCAAAACACUAGCUAUUAUAGAACACCUUUUCUUAAAAUUUUUCUUUUUCUGUUCUUUUAUUUUUGUAUCAGUUGAAGCUACAAAGAAAGGUAUUCUCUACUCGUAAUGUCUUCAUAUAAAGUUUCACAGGUUGAAAUCUGAA